CAACACGUUUACUACGGAAUCAGCGUUACAGACGAACGGAAGAGUAGUAAAGUACGAAAACUGCGCAGAGUUCUAAGGCGGUGGUAGAGUUCAACACGGAUACAACGUAGCGUCCGUCGCGGCUGGAGUCGUGUAAAAACCCCCGGGACGAACUGGCCACAUCUGGAAAGAAGGUUAAAGGAACUGUGUGGAACGGGGACUCGAACGCUGUUUUUCUGGUUAAAAAAAAAAAUUGAACGAAACGACGCUUUCGGCCCGGGACGCAUCGCGAAGGCUCGAGGUGUUUUACAUCGAAGCCCUGACUGAGACAACGACGACGGGCUGCCACGACCCGGCGUCGGUUUGGUCUCCACCUGAGAUAAACCUCUGUAUCGAGUCGCUCUCACUCUCCUGUUUACUGGAAAAUUCAGAGCCACUCCUGGCCAGGAAACAGGGCGUUUUCCAGCCAAGCUGCCAGGAGGAGAAGCAGAAAGCCACAGUUCAGAACAGUGGAUACAAUGAGGGAGCCAGAAAGAGAGGAGCAACCCACAGAAACCAUGCCUCCCAAAUUCAAACGGCAUCUCAAUGACGACGAGGUGACGGGAUCUGUGCGCAGCGAGAGGAGGAACUUGCUUGAGGAGGACUCAGAUGAAGAGGAGGACUUUUUUCUGAGAGGACCAACUGCACCCAAAUUUGGACCUAAAAAUGACAAAAUCAGACAAGUGCAGAAUCAGGUGGAUGAAGUGAUUGAUGUCAUGCAGGAGAACAUCUCCAAAGUCAUCGAGCGGGGGGAGCGCUUGGAUGAACUGCAGGACAAAUCAGAGAGCCUGUCAGACAAUGCUUCGGCUUUUAGCAGUCGAGCCAAACAUCUGCACAGGAGGAUGUGGUGGAGGGACAUGAAGAUGAAAGCCAUAAUUGCACUGGUAGUGGUCAUUCUCUUGCUCAUCAUUAUCAUUCCCAUCAUCCUUCAGUACCACUAGUGCUUGCCUGAGGGGUUGGGACAUGUGAGAGACUGACACCACCAUUUCCCCUUCUGUCUUAACUUCCUGUUUCCUGCAUCCACUCCCCAACACCAGAAGGGGAGCUCUGACUCUCUGUGGAUGAGUGCCGGACUGUACCGUGCCAAUCUGUCUGAUUCUGGGGGCAGGGUGACACCAAGCCAGUCCGGGACAAGUUGGGUUUGUGUGAUUUACUACAGUGUUUCUGCCACCACUAAGGGGGAAAGGACAAAAGGAAAGAUCAGCGUGCAGAAGUGAACCUUGUACGCUGCACACACAGGCCCCCAGUGGGUGUAGCUGCUCUACAAUGAGAAGUACUGCGGCAAAUCAAAUCCCACACAGAUUUUGUUACAUUGGCAGGCUAUGUUCCUCCUGUCUUCGUCAAUGCCAUCCAUCAUCUGUACAGACUCCAAAGCAACAACAUACAGUCCUGGAAUCAUGAAAGCCUGCUGCCUACCAAAAAAUACACUUAGUUAGGCCUCCCACUCAUUUCUCUGUAGGAUUCUGUAGAGUGUAUAGUGUAUAAAACAGAACAGACGUGUUAGUACAAUAGACUCCCUUCCCUUGCAGUUGGUGUUUGCAGUUACUAAUAUUGACAAGCAUGUUGAAGGUUAAUAGUAAUGGCUUGUAUAACAAGGACAUUAGGUGUAAGGGUUUUACAGAUGCGUAUUCCUUCAGAAUAUGUUUAAAUUGAUAAUUAUCUCACAGGGUUAGAAUGACUUUUCUGCUUGUUUAAUCUUUUUUUUUAGUUAAAACAUCAAAGUUAUGUUAAUGUAAUGUAGUUUUAAACUUUUGCUGCUGCUAUUACUUUGUCACAGGGCGACAGUGUAUUUUGAUUCUUUUAUGUCAGUUAAAUUCUGUGUUUAAAUUAUCACUGUUAAUUUUGAUAUGGUGUUAAAGAGAACAAAGAUUGCUGAAAGUGGUGCGUUCAGAUGUUAACUUAAUUUUGUGGUAUGAAGACAAGGAUUGUGUAUUGACCAUCCAUCACUGACUGCUUGAAAUUUUUUUAUAACUGCAGGGGUGAGAUCAGUGGUAUGGUAACAUGUAUUGUGAGGUAAACGGGCAUAUCUGUAUAUUAGGAUUAGUGUAUUUUUUCUUUACUUUUUCUAUUUAAAUAUAUUCAUUGCUGAAAUUUAAGAAGAGCAUUGCAUUCACAGACUGUGAACUGUUUUUUGUUUCUUUGGAAUAAAGUGAUUUU
Scleropages formosus (Asian bonytongue) is the source of this 2175-nucleotide messenger RNA. Its product is annotated as vesicle-associated membrane protein 4-like. NCBI's taxonomy places the organism in Eukaryota, Metazoa, Chordata, Actinopteri, Osteoglossiformes, Osteoglossidae. The transcript has 10 exons. Bases 498 to 959 code for a protein of 153 amino acids. The record is from RefSeq and is a predicted model, not a curated record. Gene Ontology annotation, cellular component: membrane; SNARE complex; trans-Golgi network. Gene Ontology annotation, biological process: vesicle-mediated transport; Golgi ribbon formation; SNARE complex assembly.